AUGGAAGGCUGGGUUGGAGUUUGCAAAUGGAAGCCCUCAAAAUAUGAUUCAAGAAAAGUUGAGAAGGUAUGUGCUUAUGCUAGUGGUAAAUUCCCAGUGAUUAAAUCCACUAUUGAUGCAGAGAUAUACGCCUGCAUGGAAGCACUAACAGCAAUGAAGAUUCAUUAUCUGGACAGAAAAGAAAUUACAUUGAGGACGGACUGUCACGCCAUCAUAAAAUUCUUUAACAAGACGGUAAACAACAAACCAUCACGAGUUCGGUGGAUUACUUUUAUUGAUUAUAUUACCGGGACAGGUGUGGACAUCAAAUUUGAGCACAUUGAAGGGAUAAACAAUGAGCUGGCAGAUGCAUUAUCUCGUCUGGUGCAUCAUGUUAUGGAAAAGCAUCACCAACAUAAGAACAAAACAAUAUUGGAGUUAUUUGCAAAGGCCAGUUAUUCUUCAAGCCCCAGUAUCAGCAUUUCCCAUUCAAGUGUUGAACAUUCUCACAAAGCUGCAUUAAGGAAGCACUUCAUAUGGUCUAAUGUUUUGAUGGAUAUUACCUUUGGGAUUGUUCUUGGAAUCCUAUUGUUGGCCAAUGUUGAAACUAUUUGUUCUUGGAUUUUGGUUAUUGUCCAUCAAGUAACAAAUGACCUGUUGCGCUCAGGUUCUGUAUGGUUAAUGGGUGUCCCCGCUGGUUUUAAACUGAAUAAUGAGCUAGCAGAGCUUAUUGGCAUAAUUUCUCUUAACGCAAUCCAAGUUUUUUCUACCCUAUGGUCCUUUAUGGGUGCUUUUUUGCAAAAUUAUAUGCAGGUUCUUGCACUCUUGGGGAUCGUUUUUGGCCUGACUGUACCAAUGGCCUUGUGCAUUGAUUUGCUUAAGCUUGCAACACUUCAUAUUUAUAUUCUGCAUUGCCUUAUGUCUUUUCUGUAUUCGCAGCAGAUUCAGGCUUUAGCUUCCUUAUGGCGCCUUUUUCGUGGACAGAAGCGCAAUCCACUUCGGCAACGCUUUGAUAGUUAUGACUACACAGUUGAGCAGCAUGUUGUUGGUUCUCUUCUGUUUACACCACUUCUGUUGCUCAUUCCAACCACUUCUGUGUUCUACAUUUUCUUCACAAGUUUGAUUACAACCAUUAUUUUCCUGACCAUCAUAUUUGAGAUCAGUAUUUCACUGCUUCAUGCUACUCCCUAUGCUGAGAUAUGGAUUUGGAUUAUGAUAAGGAGGAGAUUUCCCUCUGGAAUAUGGUUUGAAGUCUUAGAUUGUGAUAAUGGAAUUAUUGAUGAAGUUAAUUCGCAUACUUGUUUGGAUGGAAGGCAGUGUGAUUACUUUCUUGGUGGAGAAACAAGCUCUUUGGUUUCACUUCUUUGCAGUAAUUAUGCUACAAUAGGACAAGUCAUUCUGCCUUACUACGUAGGUAUAUUUAAUGAGGUUACUCCAUCCUUUUUUACAUCCCUGGCACAUGGAAUUCUCAGCGGGCAAAGAUUCCCAUCAACACUAGGUACUCGUCUGCCUUCUACUAUGCCCUGGAUGCAAAUCGCCUGCAAGGAAUAUUGGAAGCUAUGCUACACUGCAGUUCUUUCAAGUAGAUUGUAAUGUUCCAACCCUGAAAAUCUGCAACAUCUAACGGAUCUUGCCAUAACUCAAACAACCUGUUCCACCAUCUGUUGAUUUAUUCUUUUAGACUAGUCUUUAGUCUUUGAUAUUUGCUUUGUUUUCUCCUGGAUUGGAUUAUAUACAAUGUCUUUUCGCCGACAUUUACAUAUGCCAAAUUGUUGUAUGUUAAUCAAACUCUUAAUGCACAUCUCUUUGUUUUUA
Zingiber officinale is the source of this 1794-nucleotide messenger RNA. RefSeq lists its product as uncharacterized. The coding region runs from base 1 to 1572 and encodes 523 amino acids. The transcript has 6 exons. NCBI's taxonomy places the organism in Eukaryota, Viridiplantae, Streptophyta, Magnoliopsida, Zingiberales, Zingiberaceae. Gene Ontology annotation, biological process: GPI anchor biosynthetic process. Gene Ontology annotation, molecular function: nucleic acid binding. Gene Ontology annotation, cellular component: membrane. The record is from RefSeq and is a predicted model, not a curated record.